Molecule: messenger RNA, 750 nt
Organism: Pectinophora gossypiella (pink bollworm)
Lineage: Eukaryota; Metazoa; Arthropoda; Insecta; Lepidoptera; Gelechiidae
Product: nucleolar protein 16
Exons: 3
Coding region: 78-686 (202 amino acids)
Biological process (GO): ribosomal large subunit biogenesis
Cellular component (GO): nucleolus
Source: RefSeq, a predicted model, not a curated record
AGAACGAAGCGCACGUGUUGUGUUGAUCGCGAAAUAAGUACCUACCUAGAUAGUAAAUUCUCACAUUUUUAAGCAAAAUGAAAGUUAAAAAAGUUCAUCGGAAGAAGAAAUAUCUUCACAAACUAAACAGAAAGCGUAUGAACAGGCAUCAACGCAGCACUGGCGACGUACAAUGUGAAGCUAUCAAAGAAGCGUGGGACCCCAAAAAAUCAUCACUACGGAACCUUAAAGAAAUGGGCCUUGCAAAUGACCCCAAUAAAGCGAUCAAAAUCCCAAGUUACAAACGAGAUCAACUAAAAAGAGCAAAGAAAAUAGUUAAUUUAGGCGAAUCUGAUGAAGAGGAGGAGGAGGAGCCUAAAAUUGUGCCAAAAUCAGAAGUGGUGGAGAGGUUAGAAAAAGAAGCAAGAGCACCACGGCAAAGAAAGUUUAUGUUGCCUAAGAGUCAAGUGGAGUUUUUAACAUAUUUACUUGACAAAUAUGGGCAUGAUUACAAAGCAAUGGAAAGGGACAAAAAAAACUUCUAUCAGGAGACAUGGAAGCAGUUACGUGCAAAAAUUAAGACUUUUAUGGGCAUUCCAAAGCAGUAUGGAGAAUAUCUCAAAGCUAGAGGAUUGCUUGACAAAGAAGAAGAUGAUGAAGAAUUGAAGAAACAAGCAAAAGCACUUGUUAUGGAUGACAGUGAUUAGCUUUAACAUUCAGUUUUUAGUUGUUAACUAUUUUAAGAUAAGUAAUUUAAAUUUUGGAACCGUA